Choloepus didactylus (southern two-toed sloth) is the source of this 3878-nucleotide messenger RNA. It is a transcript of the gene TACC3, whose product is annotated as transforming acidic coiled-coil containing protein 3. Lineage: Eukaryota; Metazoa; Chordata; Mammalia; Pilosa; Megalonychidae. Gene Ontology annotation, biological process: cerebral cortex development; mitotic spindle organization; cell population proliferation. Bases 1265 to 3700 code for a protein of 811 amino acids. The record is from RefSeq and is a predicted model, not a curated record. Gene Ontology annotation, cellular component: cytoplasm. The transcript is spliced from 15 exons.
CUCCAACCCCACCCCUAACGGCUGCCACCUGGGCCGGGCCCCUGGUGCUCACCAGGUCAGCUGCAGUAGCCACUUUGCUAGAUUAGAGCGGUUUCACCUCACUGGGUCAGGGUGAAAGCCAAAUGCUGUCCUCACACCUUAGACUUGUGGGUCCCACGGCAGUUCAGCUCCCUCUCGGCCAGCUGCUCAUACCAGACCCUGAGAGUUGUCCUUAACUCCUGUGUGUCCACGUAGAGCCACUGGCCAAGCCUGGAUCCAGCCUCUUCUGGACUACUGCACUCCCUGUGGUUUCCUAUGCCCCCUCGUAGUCCCUCCUCCACGAAGCAGAAGAGACUUCUAAAAGCUGGUGGUGACAUUGCCCCGCCCCCUGCCCUCUUAAGGUCCCGCAUGACCUGCCUGUUGUCCUCUGACCGCAUCCCCUUCCAGGCCACCUGGCCUUCCUGCUCUCCCUCAGAAUGCAGUUCCCCCUGGUCCCUGCAGUGCCACCUUGGGCAGGUGGCCGCCCCAUCAGGCCUUUCUCUGACUCCACUCUGCGCUGCCACGCUCAGCUCUAAUAGCACCUGGCUUAGGAACACUGAGGGCCUGGGAUGUGGCAGAGGGCCCAUUCUGGAACUUGCUGGAACCAACUUGAGGCCCCUGGGGUGGGUUUCUAGCUUCCAGGCCCCAUAACAGAGGCUCCUCAGCAACCCACCAGGCACCUCUCACCUUUUUCCUCCUGGGCCUCUGGCCCCUCUGCUCGCCCUCAGCCAGGCCCCCUUUCCAGCGAGGGCAGGGGGAGAGCAAACCAUGGCCCACUGUCAAGCAUUUCUCUUCUCUGCUGACUCGGCACCUGGGCUCUGGCCCCUGAGCUAAGGCACAACCCCCCAUACCUGACAGCCUCAGCUGCUCCCUGGCUCUUGACCCUCUGAGUUGGGGCUGUGGGGAGACUGAGGCAGCCUUGGCUCUGUAUUUUCUUCUAGGCCAGUACUUGGUCUUUUAACUUGUUACCCAACAUAACAGCCCUGGAUCCCAGGUCAUUUCAGGUAUCUGGUUUUCCUUUCUCAUCCUCUUGGGUUGAAGGCCCUUCAGGCCCUUGGUUCAUGGGGAGUCAGGGUCUCCUGAGGCAGGAUGGGGACCUGUGAAUGCUCCUCCUGCCCCACUCACCAAGGACGUGAGGCUGGGUCCCAGGCAGGCAGCCAUACUUGGCGCAGAAAGGGGACAUCCUGUGUCGCACCCCUGUCUGGAUGCACUGCGCCGGUCUUGUUGCUUCCACACUGACACGGACAUGGUGUGCUUUUCCAGAAUGAGUCUGCAGAUCUUAAAUGAUGAAAACGUCACUGGUGACAAAGCCACUGAAAGUCGCGACUUCCUGUUUUCACCACCAGAACUAACCAGAAGGUCUUCUGUUCUUCGUCUGUCGCAGAAAGAAAAUGUGCCCCCCAAGAGCAUAGCCAGAGCCAUGAAGGUAACCUUUCAGACGCCUCUGCGCAAUCCGCAGACGCACAGGAUUUUAAGCCCUAGAAUGACUGGUAAGCUAGAGGCUCCUUUUGCUCUGGACGAGACUGUUGGGUUGGCAGACUCUGAUCACGGCUGCACAGAGAGAGAUCACCAACAGUUAACCAAGGACGUGGAUGCCGGAACUAACAACAGGGCCCAGCAGCAGGCCAAGACCGAUGCAGUCCCUCCCUCAGAGGCCACGGAACCAGCAGGCACCGGAGGCUCCCAGGACUCCAGCUUGGCACCUCUCAGUGACCGGGCCUCUGCGGGCUCGUCCUGUGUCCUCGAAGGCCUUGAAGACCUAGCAACGUCUCCAGGUCGAGUGUCUGGCAGCCCUGAGAAAACCUUGGAUGAAAUCACUUGUUGUUACUCCUUAGAUAAAAGUAUUACAUGCACCUCCGAAAACCUGGAAGAUGGGGCCGGAACAGGAUCCCUCGAAGGCACAGAGAAGCCUCCCGGGGCCGCCGAGGGGAGCUUGGACUGCUGGGUCUCCUCAGCUGAGGCCAUUUUGCCUCCUGGGGGGCUACAAGGGGAGACGCUCCCUGCAGACCUGUCCAACGAGGCCCCAGCCUGUCCCGAGGACACAUGCACCCCCCGGGAGGAGGAGCAGAGGCCACUGGCCAGCACAGCGGGUGACACCGAGGCCCCUGGCACUCCUGUGCCCACAGGUGCUGCCCAGCCUCCGCACAUACUUCCCCCUAGCCCCAGCUCCGGUGCCCAGCAGGAAGAGGGCACGGGGCAGGCAGCUGCUUCCUCGCAGAGCGAGCUUGUGAGGCUGGAGAUCGGCUUCUCUGACCACCCUGCUGGCAGAAAGGUGCCUCCACCACGGGGGCUGGGAAAGAGGCCCAGCACCAAGCCCCCCGCCCUAAGGCCAGAGACGAGGCAGGAGAAGUCCCCCAGGAAGGCGGGAGAGGAAGGCGAGCACCCUGUUUCUGUUCCCCAGGGAUCCUACAACCUGGACUGGGACAAGCUGGAUGACCCAAACUUCAGUCCGUUCAACAGGGGCUCCCAGUGUGCUGGCGGGGAGGCCCAGCCCCUUCCCACCACCAAGCAGCUGGGUGCUGGGCCUGCAGCCACGGGGGACACAGCCCCAAGUCAGCAGGUGGUUCCAGCCCCAGCCGAUGACACACCUGAGUUCCAGAUGGCAGACGAGACCCCACAGGCUGCAGGCAAGGAGGGGACAGCAGGUCUCAUGAGCAAUGAGCCGGCAGCCUCGCCCACCCAGCCGCUGGCCCAGCCCCCUAUGCAGGGGCCAACCUCUGACCCAGCCAUGGAGACUUUCAGGGACCCCACAGAAGUUCUAGGCUCGGGUGCCGAGGUGGACUACCUGGAGCAGUUUGGCACCUCCUCGUUCCAGGAGUCUGCACUGAGGAAACAGUCCUUGUACCUCAAGUUCGACCCCCUCCUGAGGGACAGCCCAUGCCGGGUGGUUCCCACGGUGGCCAAGACACGCAGCGUUCCGGAGGCGGGUGAGCCCCCCUCAGCAGGACUACCCCUUGCCAGGCUGGAAGAGGUGGACUUGCUGGGAGCCCUGGAUGUCCCUGUGCCAGGCCUUGACCCGUGCGUCCUGGGACCCGGGGGCCUGUCCCUGCCCAGCAUGCCCAUUGUGGACAUGCUGCAGUACACACAGAAGGACCUGGACGUCGCGGUGAGAGCCUCACAGGUGGAGAGCCAGCAGCUGAGGAGCAGGUGUGAGGAGCUCCACGAGAAGAACCAGGUGCUGGGGAAGAUCAUGGACGAGUUUGAAAGGGUCGCACACCAGACAGUGGAGGAUGCUCGGAAACAGAAGGAGCUUGACAAAGCUGAACUCCAGAAGGCUCUGAAAAAAAUCAGUCAACUUACUGCGGACUUGAACUCCCUGGAAAAGUCUUUCUCUGACCUCUUCAAGCGGUUUGAGAAGCAGAGGGAGGCGCUCGAAGGCUACCGCAAGAAUGAAGAGGCGCUGAAGAAGUGCGCGGAGGACUACAUCCUGCGAAUCGAGCAGGAAGGCCAGCGCUACCAGGCUCUGAAGGCCCACGCGGAAGAGAAGCUCCAGCUGGCCAAUGAAGAGAUGGCUCAGUUCCGCAGCAAGUCUCAGUCGGAGGCGCUGGCCCUGCAGGCUAGCCUGCGCAAGGAGCAGAUGCGCAGCCACUCGCUAGAGAGGACCGUGGAGCAGAAGGCUAAAGAAAUCGACGAGCUCACCAGGAUCUGUGAUGACCUGAUUUCAAAGAUGAAAAAGAUCUGAUCUGGAAGCCACCAGCCAGUGGCCUUCUGUCCCCUGCCUGCCCGUCUGUGUGACUGUCUGUGAACCUGUCUCCUAUACGUUCUCUCCUAACCAACUUUCUCUCCUAAUCUCUACUUCUUUUAAACUAGAUUGCUUUUAAAAAGACUAAAUAAAGUUUCCCUUAAGUUUAAGCUCUGAA